This is a messenger RNA of Lycium barbarum (goji berry), 816 nucleotides long. RefSeq lists its product as uncharacterized. The record is from RefSeq and is a predicted model, not a curated record. The coding region runs from base 1 to 816 and encodes 271 amino acids. NCBI's taxonomy places the organism in Eukaryota, Viridiplantae, Streptophyta, Magnoliopsida, Solanales, Solanaceae. The transcript has a single exon. Gene Ontology annotation, biological process: shoot system development; root development.
AUGACUACUUCUUCAAAAUUCAACCACUUUAGAUCAAUCAGUUUGCCGGGAAGAUCACAUCCAACAACUCAAAGAGUUGAAGAGGCACUCAACAACCUUAAAACAUUGAAAAUAUCGAGUGAAUCGACAUUUCAGACUAUGCACGAUGGUCUACUAGGUUUAGAGGAGUUAUACAAGUGUGUGAAUGAUCUACUUAACUUGCCUCAGGCUCUCCUAUUCUUCUCCCAACAUCAACACGAAAAAUGGGUUAAGGAUUUAUUGGAUAAGUCUGAGAGGCUUCUCGAUGUGUGUGCCGCUAUAAGGGAACUUGUCUUACAACGUAAGGAAAACGUAAGAGAUCUUCAAUUCUCUCUCAGAAGGAGUAAAGGGGAUUCAACAACAGAAACCAACAUCGUCAAGUUCGCCUCCUCCAACAAGAAGAUAAAGAAAGAAGCGAAGAAAUUAAUAUUGACCUUGAAGAAAAUGGAUCAUGAGACUUCUGAAGGAUCAUCAGUAUUCCUAGAUGCAGACCAAGACACGGUAGAUAUGAUUAAAACACUAAGGGAAGCUAACACGAUACGCCUUUCCACUUUCCAAAUGUUCUUGUCCUUAUUUUCUGACCCGCUUUUGAAGCCAAAACAAUCUAAAAGGUCAUUGGUUUCAAGACUGGUAAACAAAGGAAGAAUACCAUGCGAAGGCGAAGAAGAAAAAAUGGACUUUGAAGUCAGAGUGGAAUCGUUCGAAUCUCACCUUGACAACUUUGAAAAUGGUUUGGAAGGACUAUUUAGGUGUAUGGUUAGAUCAAGGAGUUCUCUCCUAAACAUCUUCUCCUGCUAA